UGCUGCCUUCACCCAAGCAACAAGAGGGCUAAACACAGCAUCUCAAGGGAAUCAGCACAGGCUUGCCCUCAAACCAGUGUGCGGAGAGAGGAUCCUUUCCUCCUUGUCUGGAAAUGGAAAGCAAAGAUGCCACAGGGAAAGAGAGUGCAGGGGCCAAGAAGAAGAACCUGACCUUCUUAAAGCAGAGGUUGUACAUGCUGGAAAGGAGGAAGACAGACACCAUUGUGGAGAAAAACGUUUCUGGGGACCACAACAGCUCUGGAACAUUGAGGAGGAGUCAGUCUGACAGGAGUGAAUACAGCCAGAAAUUACAAGAAAAGAUGGCACCACAAGCAGGGUCCGCGGGCCCAGUUGGUUCUCCCCUGGAAAGUGAAGAGCAACAGAAUAGGCGUAUGAUGGCCAAAAGGCAGAAGAUAAUUGCUGAAAUGGUGCAGACAGAAAGAGAUUAUUUCCACAAUCUGGAUCUCUGCAUCAGAAUAGUGGUUGAGCCCUUAAGAAGAAUGCAGAUUGCUAGGUUUGAUGUGGAUGGCUUAUUUAGCAACAUUGAAUCAGUCCAUCAGAUAUCAGCCAAACUGCUGUCAUUGUUGGAAGAAGCAACAGCGGACGUGGAGCCAGCCAUGCAAGUAAUUGGGGGAGCAUUCUUGCAGAUUAAAGACUUGUUAGAAGACACAUAUAAGGUCUACUGUUACCACCAUGAUGAUGCACACAUCCUGCUGGAGUCCUAUGAAAAGGACGAGGAGCUGAAGCAACAUUUAAGAGAUUGCUUACAAGCUUUAAAAAAGAUAUACGAAGAAGGGGGGAAACCAAAUUUACUGGACAUGGGAUCUCUGAUGAUCAAACCAAUACAGCGUGUGAUGAAAUAUCCUUUGUUACUAUGUGAGCUUUUGAAUUCGACACCUGUGUCCCACCCAGACCACAAAGCUCUGCAAGAGGCACUGGCUGCUGUGAAAAUCAUGAACAUGAACAUCAAUGAACUCAAAAGAAGGAAGGAUUUAGUCUUGAAGUAUAAGAAGAAUGAUGAAGAUGAAUCGCUGAAAGAGAAAUUUUCAAGGCUGAAUAUUCACUCCAUUAGUAAAAAGUCCAAGAGAGUCACUAGUCACCUGAAAAUUCUGACCGGUGGAGAACCUCAGGUGAAAGAUGAAAUUUUUAAUAAGGAAGAGAAGUUGUUCAGAAACUUAGAAAAGACGAAACUCUGCUUAAAGAAUAUUGCAUUGUCUUCACAACAUCUGGAGGAGUCGAUGCUUCUAUCUGUUCAGAAUGCAGCUGACCUUCAAGAUAUGCUACAUGAGAGAGAGGACUCUGGCUCUUUGAACACAUCAAUGAAUGCUGAAAACCCUUAUGACAGAUUUGCCAGCCAGCUAGACAAGAUGGUUUUGACUCCGCUGUCAGCAUUGCAAGCCUUGUUCCCGGGACCUCAGAAGUUAAUUCAGAAACGUUAUGACAAACUGCUGGACUACAAUGGCUACCACCAAAAGGCUGCAGGGGAGGAGAUGGAUCUGGCCAGAAAAGAGUACGAGGCUCUCAAUGCUCAGCUGGUGGAGGAGCUUCAGAGAUUCAAUGAGGCAGCAAGGAAAAUUGUGACAAACUGCCUGUGCAGCUUCAUCAUUCUCCUGAGAGAUCUGAUGUCAUCAGCACUGCAAGCCUGUUCCACUGGAGAAUCUCCUGGGCAUCUGUCUUGUCAAAAUAUCAGCGAGGUUCAACAUCAAGUGUUUGAAGAGGUACACAGUCUGAGUUUUGUUAAAGAAAGCAACAGCACAACUUUUCUGGAGAGGAAGCUGAGCUUUGAGAAAAAGAAACCUGCCCCUCCACAGCCUGAAUCUCCAAGGCAGACGGAAAGCCACAGGUCAAUCAUAUUGUCUACAUACAACUUGGAUUUGCUGUACCAAGCCAAGCGUAAGUGCAAUGCCACCCAGGAGUAUGAUAUCGAUCUAUACGAAGGAGAACUGGUGGCUGUUGUGGAGCAAAAGGAUCCCUUUGGAAGUGCAGGCAGAUGGCUGGUUGACACCGGAAUUUCGAAAGGAUAUGUUUACUCCUCCUUCUUGAAACCCUAUAAUCCAGCAAAGGUGCAAAAGGAUGCUGGGGAAGCCAGUUUUUGUGAUGGUGACUUUGAUAACAUCAGCCUCUUUGUCUCUUCACGGCAAAUGGAGGACGGCGGCACCAAAGCUGCUGGACAUAAGAGAAGUGACAGUGGCUCUUCCUAUAACAGUCUGAGUGAAAAACCUGCAGUUAAUGGGACAGAGACUGAUAGCAUUUAUGAAAUGGAUGACCAACAUACUUUCUAUGCGGUUCACGCAUUUCAAGCCAGGAGUCACCAGGAACUGAGUCUUGAGGAAUAUCAGCGGGUUCGGAUCCUUCGGUUUUCUGAUCUGAGUGGUAAUAAAGAAUGGUGGUUAGCUGAAGCAAAAGGAGAAAGAGGAUACGUGCCAGCUAAUUACCUUGGGAAGAUGACAUAUGCUUAAUGAAGAACAUUAAUAGGACUUGAGAUGGCACAUUGGCACCAAAAGACUUCAUUUUUGUUAUUGUUGGUAUCAACCGUGUGUGCUUUUGUACCUGCAAAAGGAGUGGUACAUUUUAAAAUCAAAAGCUGAAGACUUCAUAUAUGUGUUUUCAUUCCUUUCCUGAAAUGCUUGCAAAGAAGAAUCGCCACUUAUAUCCGUGUCACAUUUCAGCCCUCGAGUUCUAGGAUAGUAGAGCCAUUUAACUAUGAUAUUCACUGGGUUUCCUUGGUGAAUCUUUAUGUUUUGGCCUAACUUAUGGUGUAGUGGCUAGAGUAGCAAGGUCGAAGUUCAGAUCUCCUCUCAGUGAUGAAGUUAAUUGGGUCAUCUUGGGCUAAAUCUCUUUUAGUUUAUCUACUUCACAGGAUUGUUGUAAGGAUAAAAUAAGGGAAAUUCUACAUGCUCUUGAGUUCCUCCAAAGAAGGGUGGACUAAAAACAGGAUGGAUGAAUAGCUAGCUAAUUGUUAUGAAGCUAAAAUGCUUUCCAGUUAGGGCUGGGUAGAAAACUUGCAUGUUCUGGAGGACAAUGAAGAAUUCACACACAAAUAAGGUUUUCCCAUCUUUAUACAGCAUUGAAAAAGGGCACGUAGUCUUCAAGAACUGUAAGAAAAAACAGUCUAUUAAAAAAGACACAUUUUGUGUCUUUUGAGACGAGUGGACUCUGUGACUCUCUCAGCAGGAAAUGUGCAAGUUCCUGUUGCAUUUUUAAUUCUAAUUCUACUGUUUAUGAAUAUUUCAAAAUUUUAGCAGCUGGGGAGGGCUAGAGAACUAGUUCAUACUGAUUGUAUCUCUGACAGUAGAUCCAGAGGAGUUAGCCGUGUUAGUCUG
Molecule: messenger RNA, 3323 nt
Organism: Eublepharis macularius
Lineage: Eukaryota; Metazoa; Chordata; Lepidosauria; Squamata; Eublepharidae
Gene: ARHGEF38
Product: Rho guanine nucleotide exchange factor 38
Exons: 14
Coding region: 114-2459 (781 amino acids)
Cellular component (GO): cytoplasm
Molecular function (GO): protein binding; guanyl-nucleotide exchange factor activity
Source: RefSeq, a predicted model, not a curated record